This is a messenger RNA of Microplitis mediator, 1230 nucleotides long. Its product is annotated as kelch domain-containing protein 10 homolog. The transcript has 3 exons. The coding region runs from base 1 to 1230 and encodes 409 amino acids. The record is from RefSeq and is a predicted model, not a curated record. Lineage: Eukaryota; Metazoa; Arthropoda; Insecta; Hymenoptera; Braconidae. Gene Ontology annotation, biological process: positive regulation of stress-activated MAPK cascade. Gene Ontology annotation, molecular function: protein binding.
AUGUACGCAUUCAAGCCGCACGUGUUAACUGCACGCUCUUUGUACAGUAUUACAAAACCUGAAGGAAGAAUGGACGUAAUAUUAUGCUGUAAUAGUAAAAAUUUAUAUUUUAACGACGUGAUUGAAUGGGGUAGCGAAUUUCAUAAUAUCUGGGAGUACAAUUUAACUGGACAACAAUGGAGAUUAUUGUCAUCAAUAAGGCGUCUAUAUGAAUUACCAGAUUUAAUCACUUAUGAUGUAAUUGCUGGUACUGCUUUUGAAUCAAAUUAUUUAGUUAUUUCCACACUACAAGACCAAUACGACGUACAAAGUACUUUCAAUGAGGAACUAUCAAGCCCUACAUGUCAAUUACAUGUGUUUGACUUGAAUAGUAAAAGUAGUCUUGUUCGAAGUAUAAGUAAACAAAUUCCCAAUCAUUCUCGUCGACAUAAUUUCAUUCGCCAUGGAAAAUAUUUGUAUAACAUCGGAAUUCAUAGCGAAGUUUCUGAAAGCUUUUUAGAUGUACGUAAAUUAAAUAUGGAAAAUGGUGUAUGGGAAAUUGUCUAUACCUGUCGAGGACUUGAUGCUAAUGAACCAGUUGGUGGAUUGGAACAUACUUUAGUUUAUAGUAACAAUAUGAUUUAUAUAUUCGGUAAUUGUAAUUGUGGUAACAGAAAGGGUUCAUCUUCGUUUCUCAAAAUAUCGGCGUUUGAUUUGGAAAAAAGCUGCUGGAAAAAAGUUGACACUUAUGGUGAUGAAAAUCACACACCGCAAUAUCCAGCUGAAAGAGAAGGAUUCGGUGUAACGAGUUAUACUGAUCCAGAUUCUGAUGAAAUCAACGUAAUAAUAUCUGGAGGAGCAGAUUUUAAAUAUAAUAAUAACGGUGGGCUUAUAUUCCAUAAGCGUGGCUGUUUUAAGUUUUAUGAUGUCUGGAGAUUGAAUCUCACAAAUUUAAAAUGGACGUGUCUCGAGAGAUUUGGUACUGUCUUACCUUCUCACAUUGAGUAUCAUUCAAUAACCAUUUCUCCUGCUGGAAAAUUGUUUAUAUUUGAUGAACAUAUUUUUGAUCAUACCGUGGAACAAAAAACUCGCAAAUCUGCCUUAUACUCAACUUGGGUCAGGAUUCCCAAACUCACAGACAUUUGCUGGGAAGCUGUGUUUCAUUACUUUCCAAACUUGAAAUCAAUGACUGACAAAGAAAUCAUUUCCCUCGGAAUUCCAUUGCAGUUACUCAAGUCGCGUAUUAAUUAA